AUGUUCCGGAUCGAAGGCCUAGCUCCGAAGCUGGACCCGCAGGAGAUGAAACGCAAGAUGCGAGAGGAUGUGCUCUCCUCCCUAUGGAAUUUCCUCAGCUACGUGGCCCUGCUGCGAGUCACUCCAUUUAUCUUGAAGAAAUUGGACAGCAUAUGAGGAUGGGCAGUUGCAUGAAAAUACAUGACAUGAGGAACGUGGCUACAGUUUCUACCCUGUCCAUAAUGAAUUGGCCCAGAAAGGUGUAAGAACUGCUUGAAUGGACAAAGAAUUCUACUUGCAAGAACAAGUAGGGCUGUGGUGACAGGCCUUCAUAGCUAAAAUAUAAAUAAUUUGGGAAGUACAAAAAGAUGUUGGGUGCCCUUAU
Jaculus jaculus (lesser Egyptian jerboa) is the source of this 364-nucleotide messenger RNA. RefSeq names its product mitochondrial import receptor subunit TOM5 homolog. Bases 1 to 156 code for a protein of 51 amino acids. Gene Ontology annotation, cellular component: mitochondrial outer membrane translocase complex. NCBI's taxonomy places the organism in Eukaryota, Metazoa, Chordata, Mammalia, Rodentia, Dipodidae. The transcript has a single exon. The record is from RefSeq and is a predicted model, not a curated record.